CUAGUACGCAGUUGAAUAUCAUUUUAUUAUUCAAAACGGCCGUAACAGGACGAAAAUAGACGAAACACGCAAAAACAUGUUGGAGGUCAAAUGCUAUACCGCUGCAGGUGAAAUCUAUCUUAUUAUGUCCCGUUAUUGUGCCCAAACUUUUGAAAAAGAAAACCGAGAACAACACUUGUAGAACGAAAGGAGAACUGUAAAGACGCACAUCAUUUUCAUUCGUGUCUUGCUUAAUUAUUUACGGGAAAUCCGUUCGGCUGGAAAAUCUGUUUUGAAAUAUUUUUUUGCAGUUGAUUAGAGCCUGAAUUAUAUUAUAACGUGAGAUAUAAUUCAAGUGAAAGUCAACAGGUGUAGUCAGUAUGACAACGGUGAAAAUGUCUUCGAUGAACAAUUGGCUUGGAAUCCUUUUGUUAUCAAUGUUACAUCUCGUGGACGCCGAGAAUUUGACGGAUUGGAACACUGGCGACGGCGGAUUCAAGUGGCGGGCCAACUGUGAUUUUCCCGGCGACGAUAUAGGUCAAGUUCUCUUAACAACUGCAACCCGAGAAGAGUGUGGCCGACUUUGUAUUGCCAACCCGCAAUGCAGCCACUUUGUGUUUUGUUAUCUGGAAAAGUGUGACAUGAAGAAUACGCCAUCAACGACACACCGUCAAGACAUCGAUUAUGAAAGCACGGCCAUUUGCGGUUUCAUUCCCUGGAGAUUUGAAUCUCAAAUUGGAAGGGACGACUGGAAAUCUACAAGCGAAAGUGGUGCUCAUAGCUGCAGUUUUUAUGGCAACGACAGUUUGAUUUUGACGACAGAUUGCCGACAGGCCGAAGAUUGCUCCCUAUGGUACGACCAGGUUCUUCCCACUAAUGGUUCAACAGCCUGUAAAUUAUUAGACGGAAAUUCAGGAUCGUGUUGCCCGGUGCUCCCUAAAAUCACUAUAAAGUUCCAUGAAGAAACGCAAUACAUUAAAAUGAUCCCCGAUGAGAGGGAGCGAAUAAUCGACGCGGGAACAAAUCUCACUCUGACGUGUGUCUACGCCUUUGAAGACGAAUAUCAAAAGAAAAAUUAUAAUUUUUCGUGGGAAAUUCCAGAUUACUUAAUAAAAAACACUGAAUUAAGCGACUUGGACAGUCGCCUUCGCAAAACGUUUGGGAGGAACGAGACUCACAUGACAUCGACGUUGUCCCUGGUGAAUGCAAGAGCCAGAGACACUGGAAACUUCGGUUGCAAGGGCAUCCCGUACGGAAUUGCAAACACGUUUAACCAUUUGAUAAAUCAUUAACAAACAAAUCCUUUUUUGAUAAAUCAUUAACAAAUGAUAAAUCCGCUGAAAUAGCAAAGUCGUGCAGGGUUGCCUAAAUAGUCUUAAAAAGUCCCGAAAAUUCGUUUUUUUUUGAAAAAUCCUGCACUUUAUCUCGCACGAUUUUCUCCAAAAUUCCGCAAAAUCUUGCAAAAAAAAAACUGCAGAAAUCUGACACGAUCAGACAUAAUUUCCUAGUUAUCCUAGUAUAUUUGAAGUCUUUUCUUGACAGACAGAUGACAGUAAAACAUUAUUUUGAUACUGUUGACCGACAGUUAAAAAACAUUUAAAUAUAUUAUAGAGUGUUGACUGUGAAUUCUUGGAUAAUUGACUGUGAAUUCUCCAAAACUUUGUGUUCACAGUCAAUUAUCCAAGACUUUUCUGUAUACAAUUCAGAUUUUUCUCCAGAGAAAAGUAAUCUGUCGGCCUUUUAGGGAUGGAAUGGCUCAAUUUCUUCUGAUGAGGGGAAUGUCGCGUUCACUAUUAACUUGAUAGUACUUGAUAGUAGGCUACUCG
Daphnia pulicaria is the source of this 1805-nucleotide messenger RNA. RefSeq lists its product as uncharacterized. The record is from RefSeq and is a predicted model, not a curated record. Bases 360 to 1271 code for a protein of 303 amino acids. The transcript has 5 exons. Lineage: Eukaryota; Metazoa; Arthropoda; Branchiopoda; Diplostraca; Daphniidae.